Messenger RNA from Dermacentor andersoni, 1169 nucleotides. RefSeq lists its product as uncharacterized. Gene Ontology annotation, cellular component: chitin-based extracellular matrix. The record is from RefSeq and is a predicted model, not a curated record. Gene Ontology annotation, molecular function: structural constituent of chitin-based larval cuticle. NCBI's taxonomy places the organism in Eukaryota, Metazoa, Arthropoda, Arachnida, Ixodida, Ixodidae.
UGUAAUGGUGCAGCUCGAGCUGUGGUGUGUAGUACAUAACGGCAACCUCAUCACCUAUCCCCGGUCUCCUUGCCCUCUCCUUCACUGACGGAUGUAAUGAAAGAGGAGUCGUGACGUCACUGUGUCAAAGCUAUAAGAAGGGUCAGCAAUCAACGUUGGGCGCUGGGAACGGAGGCUACCUUUCAAUUUGGAGUAACCGGCUCCAUCCCGACGACCAUUAUGAAGGCCCUCAUCGUGUUCGUCCUUGCGGCCGUUGCACGUGCAGGCGCUGUGCAGUACUUUCCUGAAGUUGGUUUCUCCACCCAACAUCGGACGCAAGAUGUCUGGGGCAACUACAACUUCGGCUACGACGAGAAGCACUCCGGCGGUGGCUCCUGGCGCAAGGAGUCCAGCGACGCCUCCGGCAACACCGUCGGCUCGUACGGCCUGCACGACGCCGACGGUCGCGUGCGCAUCGUCAACUACGUGGCCAACGCGUACGGCUUCCGCGCGUCCGUGGCCACAAACGAGCCCGGCACCGCCGCUUCCAGCCCAGCCGGCGUAGGCAUCAACGCUCCGCAGGGACCCACCGGACCUCGCAUCGGCACCUCCGGAGACGCCGGAGUAGCGGACGUUGUCUUUGCAGCCGCCGCGCCCGUCGCCGCUCCCGUUUCAAACUCGGCUGUUGGGGUUUCCGCUCCCGUCUCUAAACUUUCACUCGCUGCAACCGCUCCCGCCGUGACGUACGCUGCCGCCGGUCCGGCUUUCGCCACUGCUCCUGCUGCCACUAACGCUGUUAAGUUCGUGGCAAACUCUCCGGCUGCUUUCGUGGCUGACGUCUACGGUCCGACCAUUCGCGAACUUAUUGGGUACGCUUACGGCAAGCGCAAGUAGGCAAAAGAAGACAGAAAGCAAAAAAAGAAAAGAAAAAGUCAGACGUAUUCUUUUCUAUAGGCAUGGUAUUUCUCCGACUUCGUCCCGCUUUUAAGCUAUUUAUGAUCAGACUACAGUAUCAGUCAGUUGACUGCACCACGCGUCGUGUUUCAUUCCCCCGAGUCCUACAAAUAGCUUUUCGCGCACCUGUUUGUUGCCCUGAUUAGCACCUGCGUUUAUUUUCACGUUUCUGUCAUAAGCGUGUGUCUCUGACCAAAUGACGUAUACUUGUAUGAUGUUUCCCUCUUUGAAGUGAA